Messenger RNA from Conger conger (European conger), 1198 nucleotides. Its product is annotated as trophoblast glycoprotein-like. Gene Ontology annotation, molecular function: protein binding. The record is from RefSeq and is a predicted model, not a curated record. The transcript is spliced from 2 exons. Lineage: Eukaryota; Metazoa; Chordata; Actinopteri; Anguilliformes; Congridae. Gene Ontology annotation, cellular component: extracellular matrix. Bases 179 to 760 code for a protein of 193 amino acids.
ACAGUGCACUGUGCCAUUCCGCGAGCCGAGCGCGAUUCGUUUUGGACGCGAUAACAGAGGUGAGGUUUAAGUAUGUUUUCUCUUAAGAUUUUUUGAGAGGUUUUUUUCGCCUUGCUCCCAAAAAGACAGACUGUUAGAUCACUACGUGUCCCAGAGGGACUGGACGCCGAAUUAAAAAAUGGAAAGGGGUAAGAUCUGGGCUGAUUACUAUGGUAACAAGGCGGUUCGUAUUCCCAAGCAACGGUAUUUCUGCUGGACGACAGUGAUGUGCGCCCUGUGCUUGCUGGCCAAGGCUGAUGGCUGCCCAGAACACUGCACGUGCAGGGAAACCACAGGUAUCGUAACAUGCCAUACCCUGCGGGAGAGAAAGGUACCUGCGGAUUUACCCCAGUGGGCAACCACUUUGGUCAUGAGGGGCUACAAUAUCACAACUUUACUUAUGGACUCAUUUUCGCCCAACGGCACAGAGCUGGAGCUUGUGAAUCUUUCCUUGUCCGGAAACAGCAUCCAGAUCAUUGAAGCUUAUGCGUUCUUGGGACUGGUGCGCCUGGAGUCGCUGGACUUGAGUCACAACCGACUGGUCUACAUCGCCGCCGAAGCUUUCGGCGGUCUGCACAGUCUGCAUUACCUUUGCCUGAACGACUCUUAUUUGAGUUCGGCUGUCGCGCAGGUCUCAGACGCUCUGGCAACCCCUUGGAUUUUGCCUGACCGGAGAGCCGUCUUUGGGAGAAAAGAAAGAAAGAAACUGCUAGCGUACUGAGCAACAGACAGGUCGACCAAGGAAAGCAAAAGCAGUUGAUGGCAGAAACAUUGUGAGAACUCUGAAGAACAACCCCAAAACAUCAGUUAGUGACAUCACAAACAAUCUCCACAGAGCAGGGGAGAAGGUAUCAAUCAACCGUUCAAAGAAGACUUAGAGAGCAGCAAUAUAGAGGCUAUGUCACAUGAUGCAAACCACUCAUCAGUAGUAAGGAUGGAGGCAAGAUUACAAUUUGCAAAGAAGUACAGCGGUGAGCCACAAAAGUUCUGGAACAAAGAUUUAUGGACUGAUGAGACCAAGGUUACCAACCUCUGCCAAAGUCAUGGAAAGGCCAAAGUGUGGAGAAAGAAGGGAUCUGCUCAUGAUCCAAAACAUACAAGCUCAUCUGUGAAGCACGGUGGAGGAAGUGUCAUGGCGUGGACUUACAUGGCUGCUUCU